UACAAAGACUUCGUUUCCGCUUAAACCGGAAGCUUUCCUUAUUGUCAUUUUUCUUCCCAACAUGGCGGUGAAUCUUACUGAAUUGUCUCUUCCACAGUUGGAAGGUUUAAAGACUCAGCUCGAGCAGGAAACAGAAUUUCUGUCAUCAUCCAUAGCUCAGUUGAAAGUAGUUCAAACGAAAUAUGUAGAAGCCAAGGACAGUCUCAACGUUCUCAAAAAGAGUAAUGAAGGAAAAGAGUUGCUUGUCCCUCUUACCAGCUCUAUGUAUGUUCCUGGAACUCUGAAUGACGUAGAACAUGUAUUGGUAGAUGUGGGAACGGGUUACUUUGUAGAGAAGAAUGUGGAGGACAGUAAAGAGUUCUUUAAGCGCAAAAUCGACUUUCUCACAAAACAGAUUGAGAAGAUUCAGCCUGCUCUUCAAGAAAAACAUGCUAUGAAGCAAGCUGUGGUUGAAGUCAUGAACAUGAAGCUACAGCAACUGCACAGCCAACAAACGUCACAGUCCGGCACCACCAAGGCCUAAAUACACUCUCUCUCUCUCUCGCACACAUACCCAUUUCACUACUCUGUAAUAUAAUCUAAGGGGCUGUCAUGCUGACCAUUCUGCAGACCACUGUUGUGAUGUAAACACAUUGUCCUUUGGUAUUCACAGUUAAUUUUACAGAUGUAGUUCAACAGUAUGGCAAUUAAACUCUGUCAUCUAGUUACCAACAUAGUAUUCAUUAAUUUAUGUCAAAGUUUCUCUCUGUGUGCUGCCUGAUGUUGCUUUUAAAUUAAAGGAUUUAAUAUUCCA
Molecule: messenger RNA, 793 nt
Organism: Colossoma macropomum (tambaqui)
Lineage: Eukaryota; Metazoa; Chordata; Actinopteri; Characiformes; Serrasalmidae
Gene: pfdn5
Product: prefoldin 5
Exons: 6
Coding region: 62-523 (153 amino acids)
Biological process (GO): protein folding; regulation of DNA-templated transcription
Cellular component (GO): cytoplasm; prefoldin complex
Source: RefSeq, a predicted model, not a curated record